AUGACGAUAGCAGAAAACUGCGCUGUUGUAGGAAACAGGAAAAGUAUGGCAAAACCUAUGAAUGAAGUAAAAAAUGAACUAAAAUGCAGAAAGUAUGGACUUCGCCCUCGCAGUGAGGAAAAAAGAGAUCUGUUUCUCCAGCUCGCAAAUGAGGUAAAGACCUCGCCAUCCCCUGUCCGUAAGCGACGAAGAAGCUCCCCACGUAAAAGACAUGUGCAAGCAACUGUGAGAGAAAAGAGGCGACUGCAGAUGUCAAAUAAAGCAUUUGAUGCCCUUCGAGAAAGUUUAUACAACUUUGCAAAGACAGGCAGUCGAAGGCUUACGAAGCUUGAAACUUUGCGGCUAGCUAUUGAAUACAUCAAAGAAUUGACGCAGAGUCUCAACGAAGAAGCAAUGUCUGGCCAGGAGUAG
This is a messenger RNA of Nematostella vectensis (starlet sea anemone), 411 nucleotides long. Its product is annotated as myogenic factor 6. Gene Ontology annotation, molecular function: DNA-binding transcription factor activity, RNA polymerase II-specific; RNA polymerase II transcription regulatory region sequence-specific DNA binding; protein dimerization activity. The transcript has a single exon. The record is from RefSeq and is a predicted model, not a curated record. Gene Ontology annotation, biological process: regulation of transcription by RNA polymerase II; developmental process. Lineage: Eukaryota; Metazoa; Cnidaria; Anthozoa; Actiniaria; Edwardsiidae. The coding region runs from base 1 to 411 and encodes 136 amino acids.